Messenger RNA from Kluyveromyces marxianus DMKU3-1042, 666 nucleotides. RefSeq names its product imidazoleglycerol-phosphate dehydratase HIS3 (gene HIS3). Gene Ontology annotation, molecular function: imidazoleglycerol-phosphate dehydratase activity. Gene Ontology annotation, biological process: L-histidine biosynthetic process. The coding region runs from base 1 to 666 and encodes 221 amino acids. The transcript has a single exon. NCBI's taxonomy places the organism in Eukaryota, Fungi, Ascomycota, Saccharomycetes, Saccharomycetales, Saccharomycetaceae. The record is from RefSeq and is a predicted model, not a curated record.
AUGACAUACCCAGAAAGGAAAGCUUUUGUGUCUAGAAUAACAAAUGAGACAAAAAUUCAGAUAGCCAUAUCCUUACAUGGGGGGCAUAUCUCAAUCCCAAAUUCUAUACUGGAUAGACCGGAGUCGGACGUUGCAAAACAAGCUACUGGUUCACAGAUUAUUGACAUUCAAACUGGUAUUGGAUUUCUAGAUCAUAUGAUUCAUGCCCUAGCGAAGCACUCUGGUUGGUCCUUAAUUGUCGAAUGUAUCGGAGAUUUGCAUAUCGAUGACCACCAUACUACGGAGGAUUGUGGUAUUGCUCUAGGACAGGCUUUUAAAGAAGCAUUAGGUCAUGUCCGUGGUGUGAGAAGAUUUGGUACUGGAUUUGCACCAUUGGACGAAGCAUUAUCAAGGGCCGUCGUUGAUCUAUCCAACAGACCAUUCGCCGUAAUAGAUUUGGGUUUAAAAAGAGAAAAAAUCGGUGAUCUUUCAUGUGAAAUGAUACCACAUUUCUUGGAGUCAUUUGCGGAAGCUGCAAGAGUAACUUUACAUGUUGACUGUUUAAGAGGCUUUAAUGAUCAUCACAGAAGUGAGUCAGCCUUUAAGGCUCUUGCUGUGGCUAUCAGAGAGGCUAUUUCCAGUAACGGUACAAAUGACGUUCCAUCUACCAAAGGAGUUUUGAUGUAA